Messenger RNA from Rotaria sordida, 636 nucleotides. The record is from the annotation of a GenBank genome assembly. NCBI's taxonomy places the organism in Eukaryota, Metazoa, Rotifera, Eurotatoria, Philodinida, Philodinidae.
AUGUUAAGUAAACAUGUACGGUCACCAAUUCAAUGUGGUUGUGCAUUUUAUCAACCAGUAAUACGUACUCGUAUUGUUGGUGGUAUUGAACGUAUACCACAUUCAUGGCCAUGGAUUGUUAGUAUUCGAUUAGCUUCCACAAAUUCUCCUUUUUGUGGUGGUUCACUUAUUACUGAUCGAUAUGUUCUUACAGCUGCUCAUUGUUUUUAUGAUGAAUUAAAAAAGACAGGUGGUAAAACAACUGCAGCAAUUAGAUCUAAAUAUAUCUUUGUAAUUGGUGCUCAUUAUUCAACAGAAAAAAAUACAUAUUUAAAUAGUCAUUUACAUGUAUCAGCGAAUUUAAUUAUUAUAAAUCCACAAUAUGAUACAAAUACCAAAAUCAAUGAUAUUGCUCUUAUUGAAUUAAAUAGAUCAGUCGCUAUUGGAUGGGGACGUGUACGUGAAGGUUCUUUUGGUCGUGCUAGUAAUGUACUUUUACAAGUUGAAUUACCUAUUCAAUCAUCUUAUAUUCGACCAUCAGAUUGCGCUGAUCAAGUAUAUGAUCCAGAAAAACAAUUUUGUGCUGGUUCUACUCAAGGUGGAAAGGAUACUUGUCAAGGCAAUAGUGGUGGACCAUUAAUGUUGACUUAUAAUUAA